AGGUGGCGUUCACAUAAAGUCAUGUCCAGAUCGGGUGAUAGAACAUCCACCUUUGACCCAGCUCACAGUGACACUCUGCUGCACGGGCUCAACCUUUUGUGGAGGAAACAGCUUUUCUGUGAUGUGACUCUCACUGCCCAGGGACAGCAGUUCCACUGCCACAAAGCGGUGCUGGCGUCCUGCUCCCAGUACUUCAGGUCUCUCUUCUCCUCUCACAAUGUAAUCAACAAUGAGGGCAGUAAAGGAGACCAGGCUAGCAGCGGGACCCCCUCGUCCUCCCCAGAUGACAAGCUUGUGACCCCCACUGCCAGGCCCAUUAAUAACCUGGUACUACAGGGCUGCUCCUCUAUUGGACUACGCUUAGUGCUGGAGUACCUCUACACUGCCAAUGUGACUCUUUCCCUGGACACAGUGGAAGAGGUGCUGUCAGUGAGCAAGAUUCUAAACAUCCCUCAAAUCACCAAGCUGUGUGUGCAGUUCCUCAACGACCAGAUCUCUGUGCAGAAUUACAAGCAAAUCUGCAAGAUCGCCGCCCUCCAUGGACUGGACGAGACAAAGAAGCUGGCCAACAAGUACCUGGUGGAGGAUGUGCUUCUGCUAAACUUUGAGGAGAUGUGUGCCAUGCUGGACGCUCUGCCUCCCCCAGUGGAGUCAGAGCUGGCACUCUUCCAGAUGUCAGUGCUGUGGCUGGAGCAUGACCGCGAGACUCGUAUGCACUACGCCCCAGACCUCAUGAAGAGGCUGCGCUUUGCCCUCAUCCCUGCCCCAGAGCUGGUGGAGAGGGUGCAGUCGGUUGAUUUCAUGAGGAGUGACCCGGUGUGCCAGAAACUGCUCCUCGAUGCCAUGAACUACCAUUUGAUGCCCUUCAGACAGCACUGCAGGCAGACCGUGGCCAGCAGAAUCCGUUCCAAUAAGAGGAUGCUGUUACUGGUGGGUGGCUUGCCUCCUGGACCCGAUCGCCUCCCCAGUAAUUUGGUCCAGUACUAUGACGAUGAGAAAAAGACAUGGAAGAUCCUCACAAUAAUGCCUUACAACAGUGCUCAUCACUGCGUGGUGGAGGUGGAGAACUUCCUGCUGCUGCUUGGAGGAGAAGACCAAUGGAACCCCAACGGAAAACACAGUACUAAUUUUGUGAGCCGCUAUGAUCCGAGAUUUAACAGCUGGAUCCAACUGCCCCCAAUGCAGGAGAGGAGAGCCAGCUUUUUUGCCUGUCGCCUGGACAAGCACUUGUAUGUGAUUGGUGGGAGGAAUGAGACGGGAUACCUCUCCAGUGUUGAGUCUUAUAACCUGGAGACCAAUGAGUGGAACUAUGUGUCCUCUCUCCCACAACCUCUGGCUGCCCAUGCCGGAGCCGUGCACAAUGGGAAGAUUUACAUAUCAGGGGGAGUGCACAAUGGGGAGUAUGUGUCCUGGCUCUACUGUUAUGACCCUGUAAUGGACGUGUGGGCCCGUAAACAGGAUAUGAACACAAAGCGGGCUAUUCACGCUCUGGCCGGCAUGAACGACCGCCUCUACGCUAUUGGUGGAAAUCAUCUCAAAGGGUUCUCUCAUUUAGACGUGAUGCUAGUGGAGUGCUAUGACCCUAAAGCCGACCAGUGGAACAUCCUGCAGACGCCCAUCCUGGAGGGCCGCAGUGGGCCAGGCUGUGCCGUUCUGGACGACAGCAUCUUCCUGGUUGGAGGCUACAGCUGGAGCAUGGGGGCCUAUAAGUCUUCCACCAUCUGCUACAGCCCAGAGAAAGGCACAUGGACUGAGUUGGAGGGAGAGGUGGCAGAGCCGUUAGCGGGCCCUGCCUGCUCCACAGUCAUACUGCCGGCCUGCCUCCCUUUUAACAAAUGACAACUAAUGCCACCGACGGGCCCAGACGUCAGGGAGGAAGACUCCGACUGGGACGAGGAGCGACAAUGAGAAAAACAUCAACCUCCAGACACCACAGCGGGGUUGUGUAUAAAUAUUAUUUUUUUACCUGUUUGAUCAGAGCACUUUCGUUCUUCCGUACUGAAGAUUUGGAAAAAAAUGUGUAAGUAUGAAAAAUGCAGUAUUCCAACAAAAGAGUUGGUUCAUAUUUCAUUUCUCUGUUAGUAGAUGUUUCGGCUUCUCUUCGAUAGCACAUGACUGAAUUAUAGCUUUCAAACCAUUGUAUCUUGCAUUCACUUGUGAUGCUCGAGUGAUGGACUCCUCAGUAUGAAAGGAGCUGAAAAAGAGCUGGAUACUACAGAAAGUGACCAAGGACAUGUAUAAAUCUGGUUUAUGGCUCUAGACACAUUCGUGUCCGGGUGGAUUGUGCACUUAUCCUGAUUUUCACCUGGGCAGAAUAUGCAAAUGUUUGUUUGACAAAGACAGUAAAUUACUGGGCUCAGUGGUCUGUGAUAAUCCUUCCUGUAUGUGGGAUUUGUAUUUUAAUGGGUUAAGACAAAAUAAUGGGUCAUCUUGACCCAGUGUGGGCAAAAGAUCUAGACAAAUGAAUUUGAUUCACUCACCUGGACCUACUUUCACAUGUGGAGGAAAAGGGACUGAAAGACUCAAAUGGUCAAAGCAUUAUGUAAGUUCUAGAGCAUUAUAAUUUAUUUUUUGUUGUUUUACAAAUGUAUAGUGUCCUACAUUUUUUUUGUAAAAAACUAAAAAGAAAGAAAGGUAAAACAAAAGCAAGAAAAAACAUGACAUCCACUGAGUUCCACGAUUCCCUGUGCCACAGUAAAUACCAUACUUACUCCACAGGUCAUAGCUCUGCUUCUCACUUUUGUGGCUGCUAUUCUAGAUACAUGGUUUCAAACAGCCUCCCAUCAACCACAGUUCAUUAGUCCAUUAAUUCUACUGUCUUUGUGUUUUUGCUUUGAUUUCCAGAAGAGGUUUUCUACAGCACUGUAAAAAGUGAAAAAUAUGUGAUGACCAAUCCUCAUGUUUCAGCUCCACUUGUGUGAAACAGUUUCUGGAGACGUUCAUGCAGGUUUUCUGCUUUACACUAAAACUCGUCAAAUGUUUGUUGCAGUUUCAAACGGUCCUGAUACUGUUAAUAUAAAACUCUAAUAUGUGAUGUGAUGAUGGUACAAUCAGAUUGUGAAUGUUGAUUUAUGGUGCAUAGCAUCUCUGGGGAAACACGUUUAAGGGACAUUUGUACUGUCCUAUAACAAUUCAAUGGGAUCCUAAUGUUCCAUUCAAAAAUACAGCAGUCCAAAAUGCACUAUUUGUGAAAUUUUACCCUAAUAAAGUUACUUAAAUGUAAAUUACUAAUACUUUUGAAUCUAAUUAAGCCUGAUUCUUUUUGGAUCAGGGCCAAAAAGUUGACUGGAAGUAUAGAUGCCGUACCUGUUGACUUCUGUAUAGAUUUACUGAUUUCAUUCUUGUACAUAGUUGCUUGCGGUGAAACAUUUUUUGUGCACUCAACUUUGGAUUUAUUCUCAAAUCCUGUCCUUUGCAUUUUAGAAUAUAAAA
Molecule: messenger RNA, 3432 nt
Organism: Boleophthalmus pectinirostris (great blue-spotted mudskipper)
Lineage: Eukaryota; Metazoa; Chordata; Actinopteri; Gobiiformes; Gobiidae
Gene: klhl14
Product: kelch-like family member 14
Exons: 8
Coding region: 22-1839 (605 amino acids)
Molecular function (GO): protein binding
Source: RefSeq, a predicted model, not a curated record